GAGUGUUUAUGUGCGUUUCUGUGGGGAGGGUGUUUGGAGGGAAGGCUACCGAGAGCUUCUUGGCCGCUGGGGGGGCAGGGAUUCCGGUGACAGAGAUGGGGGUAUUUUCUCUGUCUUCCACAUGGAAGCCUCAGCCCCUCCUUUAGGCACUUUAGGUAUUCUUGGGGCCCAGUCAACGGCCUUACUCGUCCAAAGCGUUCCCAGUGGGAAUGAAACUUAAUCCCGGGGUCCGUUCCAGAGGAGCCUGAGCCAGGAAUGCCCCGGCCAACCCGGGCGUCCGGACUCCUCGCCGGCGCCGCCUCCGGCUUCAGUCCCGACAGAUAUUUUGCGGGUGGGUCUGGGCUGAGGGAAAGGCAGCAGUGGCCUGGGGCACGGGUGAGGGCAGAAUAACCGGUGGGAAGGCUACGUUUUCAUGAAGGAUUCGGGUGAAGCUGCAGAGCUGCCUUUGAGCACUGACUCCUUGGCUUCCUUGGUCGGAGGAGAUCUUGUAAUGGAGUGGUUCUUCGUCUCACAGUAACAAGAUGCCUGAUUUCCUCAGGAUCGAGGGAUUGAAGAAUGUCCCGGGUUCCACUGGGAAAAGUCCUCCUAAGGAAUGUCAUCCGGCACACUGAUGCUCACAAUAAGAUUCAGGAGGAAUCAGAUAUGUGGAAAAUAAGAGAACUAGAGAAACAGAUGGAAGAUGCUUACCGGGGAACCAAAAGGAAAAUGUUACCCAGCAGUUCAAGCCGAAUGCGUAGUGAUGGUUUUGAUGAAGAAAGUCAAAGAGACAAUUGGAGGCCAAGGAAUGAAAUUCCUGGGGCACUGGAAGAUGAUUUUCUUAAGGCUAAAUCCUGGAACAAGAAGUUAUAUGAUUAUGAAGCUAACAUGCCAGACAGAUGGGGUCACAGUGGUUAUAAAGAAUUAUACCCUGAAGAAUUUGAAACAGACAGUGAUCAGCAAGAUAUUACCAAUGGGAAAAAAAGAUCCCCCCAGAUAAAACCAUCUACUACCCAUGAAUCUCACAAACACAAGAAGUCAAAGAAAUCUCACAAAAAAAAGCAGAAAAAAAAGUCACGGAAAAAACAGAAGAAAAGCAAAAAGGAAGCAACAGAUAUUACAGCAGAUUCCUCAAACGAGUUCUCAGAAGAAACUGGGGCUUCUAGUACCAGGAAACAACCACAUAAGCGUAAGAAAAAAUCAAGGAAAAAGUCUCUCAAAAAAUCUACUUUAGUUUUAGAGGCAGAAAGUGACACUUCUCAGUCAGGUGAUUGCGCAUCCAGCAGUUCUGAGGAAAGUGAGGAAAGAGACACUAAGAAAACAAAAAGGAGAAAGAGAGAUAAAGUCAAUAUCCCUAUAGUUAGCAAUGAAAAACAGGAGAGGACAAACAAGCGCACAAAUUGGAAGGUGGCUACAGAUGAGAGGUCUGCUGAGAGCUCAGAGGAUGACUAAAUGAGAAACAUUCUUCAGUUUCCGUGUGACUCCGAUAUUUACAACUCUUGCACCUUGGGGCUUUGCCAAUGACUCUGUUACUCAGCACAGGGCCUGAGGUCAGAGCAGUCCUGUGCCAUUUAUAUACAUUCUGACAGACUUGUCUUCUAUUUUGGCCUGUUAAACUUGAUUCUUAUGGUUAAUAGGGAAUCUGGUAUUUUGUUAUGAAGGUUUCUUGAAGAGAUUAUUUUUUGCAGUUAAUUACAUUGGGCAUAAAGUACAUAUACAGCAAAUUAAAGGACCCAGAAAGUAGAAUCCAGUAAUGACCUGGGUACACCAAUUAGAAUGUUGAGUUUGGGGGAAUCAAGGGCUGGGAUCAAGAGGUAGAUUGGAACCAGUGCUGUGCACGAUGUAUGAGGGAACAUCAUGUUGCCUUUGUUUGGUUUAUACAGCAGGUGCCAGUUGACAUUGUCUUAGCUUUGGUGCUUUGAUUUUUCUGUAUUUUGGCCCCACGUGUAUGGUUGUUUAUUCAUUGGGGAAAUGAGCAUAAGAACACUUUCCCUUCAUAACAUCCAUAGACAGCUAUUAGAGGAAACUAGGGUUUUCUGUCUAAUUUUCCUGCUGGACAGGGACUGUGGCUAUUCUCAGUAUGCCCAUAAACUUGGAUAGUACUUGGUAAUUGGACAGUAAAUGGUUUUCUAGUGUCAUUGCUGUAUAUUGCCUAAAUGGACUUGGUUUCAAAAAUUCUUUUAGGUAAGUCCUCAACAAAUGCUAAAGAACUAAGAAUUAGUUAUGCUAAUGGUGCUCUGAACAGGCUUCAGGGCAGCUCUGCCAUUUAAACAGUCUUCCAUACCCAUUUAUAAAUCUAUUAAUAACUAGAUUUUCCCUGAAACUAGAUUGAAUCAAAUCUGAAAUGAAAUAGACUUCUCAGGGACAUAGCCACUUUCUGGUCUGCCUUUGGAUUAAAGCACCAAGCACAGGCCAUAUUAUUUCCCUUUGCUACAUACUGUAAUCCCUACUAUGUUAAUUCACAAGAAACCAAAACACUGAAAGUGGCUGACAGAACAGAUUUUUGUUAGGGCAGAAGAUCAAGUGACAUUUUUCCUGGUCAUCACUUUAUGAGCGGAGUAAAAAGCCUGAAAACUCGACUCUUGGUUGUGAGGUCUGGAGUGGGUAAAUUAACCUCCCUAGCCUUCCUUUCAACCCCAUGUUAAUACACAAAAAUACUCCAUGGUGACAUGACAGUGUAAGACACCAGCAACACAAUUAUGACAACCUUCCAUGGUGGUAAGAUUUUAUAGUUCUAACUGCUAAAUUUUUCUCUUUACAGAGCAGAUUUCUAAUAAAAUGAUUAGUCAUAAAGUACAUGGUUGACCAGAGGUUCCCUAUCCCGAUAAUAAGCAGGUGCUACCUUUGGGGAUAUUUAUUUGAACUAUUAAUACUUUGAUAUUCAAUUGUCAAUGUUCAGUGGUAUACAUUUUUACCUUUGGGAUCAGUAGGGGCCCAAGGAGGGAAGAACAGUCUAUAAUUACUACCUCUUAACCUAAAGCAGUUUUGUUCUUCGAGCAAGUGAAAUCUUUGUUGAAGUGUUUGUGGUGUGGUUUUUUUAAAAGCAGUGUUUCUGUGCUAUAAAAGUACUGAUUCUAAGCACAGAUUCAGGAUAGGUGAAUAGAACAAGGCCUCUCCAGGAAGUUGAGUCCUGGCCUUCCUUCUUCCCAUAGUAGCAGGCCUCUUUCCCAACAAAUACACAUCUUUGCCUGUUUUGUUUUUUGCCAUGUUUACCUUUUCUUGGUCAUAUAUAAGCAAUAAAGCUGUUUCUGUU
This is a messenger RNA of Phyllostomus discolor (pale spear-nosed bat), 3229 nucleotides long. It is a transcript of the gene NKAPD1, whose product is annotated as NKAP domain containing 1. The transcript has 6 exons. The record is from RefSeq and is a predicted model, not a curated record. Bases 556 to 1428 code for a protein of 290 amino acids. Lineage: Eukaryota; Metazoa; Chordata; Mammalia; Chiroptera; Phyllostomidae.